Molecule: messenger RNA, 5572 nt
Organism: Trichomycterus rosablanca
Lineage: Eukaryota; Metazoa; Chordata; Actinopteri; Siluriformes; Trichomycteridae
Gene: col24a1
Product: collagen alpha-1(XXIV) chain
Exons: 60
Biological process (GO): extracellular matrix organization
Molecular function (GO): extracellular matrix structural constituent conferring tensile strength
Source: RefSeq, a predicted model, not a curated record
UUUGAUGGCGGGCGGUUCUCAAGGAGAGCCCUCCUUCUGCUCCUGUCAGUAUGUGCCACGGUGCUGUUUGCAGAAGAACAUUCACAAACUCAAGGUGUGGAUCUCAUCCUCCAGCUGGGCCUGUCCGGCCGCAGGGACGCCGGACGAUCCUCGUGGACGAGUGCAGCCACAUCCACGCUCAUUCCCUCCCUCCCGUCCCUGUCUGUUUUUACCCCCGGGGUCGGGGUGACCCUGGACCGUAACGGCAUCGUCGAGGCCCCUGUGGUGGGUCUCCUCCCCGCGGGCGUGGAGAAGGAAUUCACCCUGGUAGUAAGCCUCAACUCAAAGCGCGCCAGCAACGCCUUCCUGUUCAGCGUUCGGGACGGCACCGACCGGCUGCAGUUCGGCCUGCAGCUUCUGCCCAACCGGGUCGUGGUGUACACGGGCGACCGGGCGUCCGUGUACUUCGCCUACGAGGCUCAGGAUGGCCGGUGGCACUCGUUCGCGGUGGCCGUGCGCCCGCGUUCCGUGUCGUUUUUUGCACACUGUGGAAAGCUACACUACACCGAGGACACGCUGACCAGGUCGAGAACGUUGAGCUCGGACGGCCGGGUAGCCGUGGGCAGGAUGAGCUCCAGGGCGGCGCAGUUCGAAGGCGUCCUGUGCCAGCUGGAGAUCUACCCGUCGGCGCAGGUGGCGGCACAUUACUGUGAUUAUGUAAAAAAAAACUGCAGACUUGCCGACACCUUUCGGUCGCCAGUUCACCCAGAAGAUGCCACAUCCCUGUUCCCCUCAGCAACCCUUAAUCAAGGGUCUGCGGUGACCUCUCCUACUGCCACGCAAAACCCUGCCACCAUCUCAAACGGGGGAACCGACUCCCCUCUCAGGAACUCUACAGGACCUACAAGGGCGUCCUUUCGGAAUACACUGAGCUCCAGCCCUGCUAGGACUAUCCAUACAUCUCCAAGCUCUUUUAGACUUUCAGACUUUGUGGAUCCUACACCAAGGACUACCACCAGUACCUCUCCGAGAGAGGACAACAACACAGAGGACCAACGUUUGCCAGGGCGGCCCCGUGCCACCCGGGCCACCCCAGACUCGCUCUCUCUACACAGGCAGAACAUGCUGAUCGAGAUCUUGGGGAAUGACGGCGGCUCAGAUGAGUGGAGAAGCGGCCCGACGGAGCCCCACCCAAAGGUGAGCGGCGCUACUAUGUACAGGCAACAGGGAGACCACAACCAGGUGGAGCAGAUCGAGAACUACGGCGAGGAGCGGAUAUACGACUCAGGGGUUUACGGAUACGAUUACGGAUUAGAAGAAGGAGACUAUUUUUUCGACUACGAAAGCUUCGACCUUCUGAAAGGCGACCCAGGACUCCCGGGUCCUCCUGGUCUCCCCGGUCUCCCAGGGCCACCAGGAGUAAGAGGACCGCGGGGUCCUCCUGGUCCUCACGGCAGUCCCGGCCCACCCGGAUUACCCGGCCCCAAGGGUGCGAAGGGUGACCCCGGAGAGUCCCCAGGUCCGGCCAUGAAAGGAGAACAGGGUGCUAGAGGACCUCCAGGUCUCCCAGGUCCUAAAGGUUUUCCAGGUCCGCUGGGUCCUAAAGGAUAUCCAGGUCCAGCAGGUCUGCCGGGAGAAAAGGGUUUGCCAGGAUUGCCGGGCGUGGUCGGGGCAGCAGGUUACCCUGGCAGGCAGGGAUUAGCAGGUCCGGAGGGGCGCCCGGGCCCUAAAGGUGUAAACGGUUUCAUCGGACCCCCGGGUGUAUUGGGACCGCUGGGCAUCGAGGGAGAGAGGGGGAUUCCAGGACCUAGAGGAAAGGAAGGACUCAAAGGAUGCCAGGGUGUGAUUGGGGAUGCCGGUGAGAGGGGCCCCCCGGGACCAGACGGGAAUCAGGGACCUGUUGGAGCGACGGGCACCGGUGGCUUCCCUGGUCUCAGAGGUGACCCUGGGCCUGAGGGACCUCAUGGACUGCCUGGCAUAGUGGGACAUCAGGGCCCGGCUGGAGGAGUGGGACCUCCUGGAUUGAAAGGUGAUAAGGGAGAACCUGGAUUACGGGGAGAACCUGGAGAAUACGGCUACCAAGGUGACAAGGGAGCUGCUGGUGUUUUAGGACCUCCAGGACCACGUGGGAAACCUGGACCGAUGGGAAAAACAGGUGACCUAGGACCCACAGGACCACCAGGACCUCCAGGACCCGAGGGAUUUCCCGGAGACAUCGGCGUUCCGGGACCCAACGGACCUCCAGGACCACAGGGUCUUCAGGGAGCAAGGGGACCUCAGGGGCCUCAGGGGCCAAAGGGAACAGAGGGGGAUGAAGGCCCUUUGGGUCCACCUGGCGGUCCUGGUCCCACCGGUAGACCUGGAAGAAAAGGGUACGUCGGCGAGCCCGGACCUGAAGGACCGAAGGGGGAAGUCGGCGACCAGGGAAACGUCGGGAAGAGCGGCGCUCCUGGGUCGGUAGGACUUAUCGGAAUCCUGGGUGUUGUGGGCCCCCCUGGGGACAAGGGUGAUCGUGGUCCAUUGGGUCCAUUGGGUCCAUCAGGGGAGAAGGGUUCAAUGGGAUACCCAGGCUUGCCAGGAGGCCCUGGAGACUUUGGCCCUCAAGGUCCACAAGGCCCAUCAGGUCCCAGGGGUAGCGCAGGUGUUUCUGGAACAAAAGGAAGAAGGGGGCCGAGAGGAGCUGAUGGGCCACCAGGAGAGCCAGGACUCCAGGGUCUCAAGGGGGAGAAGGGGGACAUCGGCAAGAAAGGAGCUCCGGGGUUCAUCGGCAAAGCUGCAAGUCCAGGGAAACGAGGCUCUGCAGGACCACCAGGGGUCGUUGGUCCUCCAGGCAGUUCUGGUGAAAAAGGUCCUCAUGGUGAACCUGGAGCUAAAGGGCCACCGGGGGAGCCGGGAGCCGACGGAGAGCAAGGACCCGAGGGCUCUCCAGGACCUGAAGGAGAACAGGGAACUGCUGGAGAACCUGGCGCCAAGGGUGAAGUUGGACCGGUGGGUCCGGAAGGGGAACAAGGACAGGAAGGUGUUCGGGGGCCUCCAGGUCCACCAGGAGAAGACGGACCUCAGGGAAAGGACGGGCCGAAGGGUGAAUCAGGUGACCGUGGACCGAUGGGAGAGUCCGGAGAAAGGGCUGAGGCUGGUGAACCUGGAUCUCCGGGACUACCUGGAGAACCUGGUGUGAAAGGAUUCCCUGGACCAGAAGGAAAACAAGGACUACCUGGCAAACGGGGACGUCAUGGGAAAAAGGGUGACCGAGGUGCUCCGGGUCAAGCGGGUGAAAUCGGUUCUCCUGGAGAAAACGGACAGAUCGGAGAGAGAGGAUUAAAAGGAACUCGUGGAACUAGAGGACCAGCGGCUCAGCCGGGAGUUAUGGGGGCGCAGGGGGAGCCGGGAAUGGACGGGUACACAGGUCACGCCGGGAUGCCAGGCCCACCCGGUCCUCCAGGACCGAAAGGUGAAAAGGGUUAUCCAGGAGACGACAACAAGACUCCGGGACCGCCGGGGCCCUUAGGUGAACCAGGUCCUUCAGGUGAGCGAGGUGAACGAGGAGAACCAGGAGAACCAGGAUAUCCAGGGCAAACUGGGGUCACCGGUGCUCGAGGGUCGGCGGGUCAACAGGGGCCACCGGGAUUACCUGGGCGGCCUGGAGAGACCGGACCACAAGGAGAUAAAGGAACUCAGGGACAACCAGGGAAAAAAGGUGCUCGGGGUCUGACGGGUUUACCUGGUCCGGAGGGGCCUACAGGAUUUCCGGGUCCCAAAGGUAUGAUGGGAUAUCCUGGGCCUGAUGGUCCUCCAGGUUUACCGGGGUUUCCAGGACUGCCAGGCCUAAAGGGUGAUGAAGGUCAGCGUGGUACAGAAGGCAUCGAGGGCAGGGCGGGACUUCCUGGUCCACGUGGUGAGAUCGGUCUGCCAGGUGCUAUUGGAGAUAGGGGAGCGCCCGGCGUCCAGGGAGAGAGGGGUCUGCCGGGCGAGCGGGGGUCCGCGGGUGCCAAAGGCUUGCAGGGCACCGCUGGUGACCAGGGUAAAAGGGGCGACACUGGAGUCAAAGGUCAACCGGGCGAGCUGGGAGAUCCAGGUUUACUGGGACUGCAGGGUUUUUCAGGACCGAAGGGACCUGAUGGAGAAUUAGGAUUUACUGGAGCUCCAGGACCUAAAGGACCAACCGGUCCACUGGGUUUUUCGGGUCCUGUAGGUCCAGUUGGGAUGAUCGGUCCGGUCGGUAAACCUGGUUAUCAGGGUCCUAAAGGAGGAACAGGAGAGAUGGGACCUCAGGGGCCUCGGGGUAUUCCCGGACAAAGGGGCCCCCCUGGUGCUCCUGGACGAUCAAGGCGUGCACGGGUCAAAUCCAGGAAGGCCUCGAUGCAGUCCAGCGUCGACCUGCAGGAGAGCUUCCAGAACACAGAGGUGAUGCUGUCCGACCAGGGUUCCAGAGUACCAGAGAUUUUCAGGACGCUGGACUACUUGAGCGACGUCAUCGCGAGUAUCAGGGCGCCGGCGGGCACUCGGGAGAACCCUGCCCGCUUCUGCAAAGACCUACUGGACUGCCCACACAAGAGGGCAAACGGAAUGUUUUGGAUUGACCCCAACCUUGGCUGCACCUCCGAUGCCAUUCAGGUGUUCUGUAACUUCAGCGCAGGGGGGCAGACCUGCCUUCAUCCUCUCGCUACACAUAAGGUGGCGUUUGGAGUUAGUAAGGUCCAAAUGAAGUUUCUUCACUUGCUGAGCGUUGAAGCCACUCAGUCCAUCUCACUCCACUGCUACAGUGAGCCAGAUACCGCCGACGCCCGAGAGCCCAGCGCCGUGCGCUUCCACAUGUGGAACGGUCAGGUGUUGGAAAAGGAUUCCAUACAGCAGGAACAAAUCCUUCAGGACGACUGUGAGGUGCACGACGGCCGGUGGCGGCUCUCUCGUUUCCUGCUGCACACUCAGGACCCGACGCUCCUCCCCGUCGUAAACGUGCACGGCGUCCAGGCCCGGAGCGCAGGGGAGCAGCGGCGUCUGGAGGUCGGGCCCGUGUGCUUCCUCUGAGCCUCCCGGCGUCGGCUGUGAAACCAGUGAAGGACUCGCGUUCCCGGGCGGCGGCCCACAGAGCCGGACGGGCUACCGAGGAUCAAGGUGCUGCUGCCGAGGAUCAAGGUGGCUUUCCACGACCGUAACGCCGGACUGACCUCUACCGCCGGGCGAACAAAUGCUCUGUUUGAAAAAUAACGAAGAAUAUGAACUGAAUCGGAGCAGCUCGUUCCGUCCGAGCGUGUUUUUAUCUGAUGAGUACAGUGCUCGAGUCGACCGCGCCCACAGGCCGGUGAUCAGACUUGUGUUUGUUUCUAGGUACGAAUCAAAUCUGCUCGUUUUAUUUGAGUUCUGAAGACGUAACCUGUACCAGCAUCCAGAAUACCUGCGUAGGUUGAAGAAGCGUCACAAGACUCGUGAAUCAUGUAAGAAAGUGAGUCAAAUUACGAUCCACUACGUUCCACCAGUGUUUCUCAAUCCGGUAAAUUAAAGGUAAACUUUAUCACGACCACAAACCAUAUUCAUUUUUACUGGCCAAUAUACACCGAUCAGCCAUAACAUUAAAACCACCUCCUUGUUUCUA